Gymnodraco acuticeps is the source of this 4970-nucleotide messenger RNA. RefSeq names its product tumor necrosis factor receptor superfamily member 1A. Lineage: Eukaryota; Metazoa; Chordata; Actinopteri; Perciformes; Bathydraconidae. Gene Ontology annotation, biological process: signal transduction. Gene Ontology annotation, molecular function: protein binding. Gene Ontology annotation, cellular component: plasma membrane. The record is from RefSeq and is a predicted model, not a curated record. The transcript has 10 exons. The coding region runs from base 3843 to 4970 and encodes 375 amino acids.
GUUAUCCAGCUGAAAGGGUUAAAGGGUCAUGCUCAAUAGAACAACCACCGUGUGUGAAAGUCAUUCAUAGCCCGAAAAACACAUCCGGGGGUUAGGAAACACUGACCAGUAGCCCAUAGUACAUGCUCAAUUAUUGUUUUUAUAUCUACAAGUUAAACAAACGAUGACAGAUCCUUACUUUAAGAAUGUGUUUCACUGAAAGGCUGAUAAAACAUUCACACAUGGAAACAGUUUGCAGUUGAAGGUUGAAAUGUUGUAGUUUUUACAAAUGUGAAUGGACUUACCUGGCCAGGCAUGGAUGGAGGUGGCGGCCAGAAAUACGGGUUGUUAAAUCGAGGCUCCGCCAUCCUGAAAUUAAUCAAAUGUAUUUUAGUCAUAGGGGUGGGGUGGGUAACACACAGCUGUAAUUGUUAUGUAAGCUAUGGGUUUUGUGAACUUUUAGAACUUAAAUAAAUCAAAUAAUUUGGUAAAAAAUACAUUGAAUAAAGACUUUAUAAGUGAAAACAUAAGACAAUUUUACAUAUUUUAUAAAACAAAUUAUAGUUUGAAAAUAAAUCUACAAAUAAAUGUCUUAAUUCAAUGUUCACUAAUUAGAUGUUUCUUUAUUUUACUGACAUGACAUCUCAUAGUCUCCCUCAACAGUUAAGAAGAUCAAACUUUAUUCCCAGAGGAGGACCUUGAGACUUUGAAAAGUGCUCAAUGUAAUAAAUCCACCUUAAGUGUACACUUCUUUGACAAACAUGUCAUUUCAUAGAUUAUAACAGAUGUUAAGGAACUGUUUUGACAUUAAAGAUAGUGCAUUUAUUAAAAAGAAAAUCCUAAUAUAGCCAUGUUCAUUUAUAAACUUAUUAUAACAGUGUGGGAAGUUACUAUGAUACAUUUGUGUAAAUAACUCGGUGUGUAAAUUAGGCCUACAGUGCGAGACUUUCACCUUUAAGUUUACACAGGUCAAACAUCAAAAUGCCACCUAGAAAUAUGAAGUCACUUAAAGAGACAGCGGUGUGUGUGAAACAUCCUAGCCGAUUAGCUUGGACAUUUUGCCCUUCUAUUCCUUUUGUCAGAGAGGGGAAUCCUAAAAAUAAGUGAACGUCGCUUUAAAUGUGCAGAUAAACGCAAUGUUUUAAAGAAACAACUUAGCAUUCUUUGACUUUUGGGACAUGGCUGCAGCCUGAAAGCAUCUCGGCCCUCGGACAGAACUAGGGUUUUUUGCCGUUCGACCCUCCCGGUGCGAUUUAGACAUUCUCAGACAGUUUUCUUUAAACAUUUCCAGACAAAAGAGAAACAAAAAUGGCAGCCUUAUUUUUAUAAGGCGGGACGCCAUAUUCUGCAGACCCCAAAAAUUUAGGAUCGUGAACAUCUGAUCGCGAGGAGUUUGUUGGGGGGAAUAAGCGAGGCGAGGCGGACACAAAGGUGUGUUUAUCAUGUCAAAGGCAUGAAUGAUUGUUUACGGCGAAUUGCAGGUUUGAAUAGCCCGGCCUCCCCACCUCCUAAAAAAAACCUGACACUUCCUACAACAACCAUGCCCUGCAAAAACAGCACGGAAACGGGCAAGAUGCAGCUCGACCCAAACAGCACAUCGAUUAAAAACAACCGUAGCACCGCGUUAAGGUCAAAAUGUAACCGGCGCACAAUGCCCUUCCUCCCGAAAGACGCUGUGCCAUCCUAACCAAAUUUCACUUUUAGGGCUGCUUUUUUCACAUUCUGCAACUUUUGGACGAAUCAAAGGACAGCAAUUGCGAUGUGUGCAAAAUGCACGCAUUUAGGAGGCUAUCGGUUAUGAGAUAAAUGCACAGCAGCGAAUACACGAAAAACACAUGCACAAUUACCUUGUGUCCAGAUUGCAGAUAUUGUCUUGCGAGUACAGCUAUAAUAUAAAAGCUUCUUUCUGCCUGCCUCCAGUCGGACCACCGCUUCCGGGUCGCUUUGUUCACUUCUGGGUGCUGCUGCUGCGAGCUCCGUACAGUACACACACAGAAGGGAAUAUUGUGCUAAUGUUGCUGUGGAUUUUAACACGGUGACCUACUUUGUUCACGUUUAACGGACAGCGUGCAUGCAUGAUUUUAAUAACGUUAUUUCAGCGCGUGUUUGGGUCGGAUUUAGCAGAUCACAUCCGCAGGGCUGGAAGUAGCACAGCCUAAAAUAGCAACGCUACAAUGUACAUACUCCAUUCCAAAGAAAAGUACUGUAUCCAAAACGUCACUGAAGUCAAGCUACGUUACCGACUAUUGAUUGUAGCAAGAUAAAAAAGACACAUUUAUAAAAUAACGGCCCAUUUCAGAGCGUUACAUGCAUCACAUCAAAAAUGCAUCACAUAUACUGUAAACCCAUCUUCAUCAUUAUGUGUAUGUGACAUUUUACUAUAUUAUUAUAGACCUGCUAUAAAUAAAACUCCCAGUCAGAUAAAUACAGGGAAGACACGAAUGUAAUGUUUCUCAAAUGUAUGUAAGUGAAAAAAAGUAGAAGUAUUUAAAACUGAAAUGCACCUGUAUCCCAAUCUGAGUCAAAGCCAUGACUCCAUAGAAAAAGUUGAUUUGAUAUUUCACUUGAUAUUACCAGACGUAUCAUUAAUAAAAUGUUACAACAAUGAAUUACAUACAAAACAAAUAAACAAUACUUUAAAUACAAACUAUUGACCAAAACAGGAUUGAAACAGAGUUGUUUUAAUGUGUUUAGUACAAUUUAGUCAUAUAACAGUGUUAUAAUUAGGUGUAAUGUAGCUUGGACAUUUGUUACGUCUAAACCUCCAUAUAACAAAAGUCACGCUUCUAUGAGGAUGGUUUCAUAUGAUUCAUUUGUAUGUUAAUACAUCUCAAUCCAAGUGUACUACUACAUUUUUUCCCCAGAUGUUGACAUAGUUCCAGUGCAAUUUCAGUGUUCCAUGACAUGAAUAGGAUUUUCUUUUGAAGAUAUUAUUUAAGGUUGAAUUAAACUAGAUUUUUGUCAACUAUUUUAGGCAUCAGUUAAAAAAGAGGCUGCAAUAAUAUAUUUGUGCAAGUUUCCAUAGUCAUUCAUUUAGCCUGCUGUUACACGUUAUUGCUUGCAUACAUUAUAUUUUACAAGCUUUAAGACACAUAUAUAUAUAAUAAGACAAAGACUAUGAUUUUAUUUCUGUUAACUUGCACCCAUACACAGCUGUUUUUGAAGCAUAGUCCUAAAAAUAUCCACACGUUGUAUUGUGUGUUUAAAGGCUUUACAGUCAAUUGAACUUUCAUGUUUGAUUUGAUAUACUUUAAAUUGAUUCCCUCUGAUCAGGGAUUGAGUUUACAGCACUUUAUUGAUCUGAAAUCUGUCUACAUUUGAUUUAAAGUUGAACUUAAAUGUUCUUUCUUGUUUAUGAACAGAAGGAAAAUCGAGCUUCACUACUGUGCCCAAUAUAUGCUCCGUGCCUACGCUUUAUCUUACACAGAAAUGAUUCUCAUGUUUGUCACUAGUUCCUGAAAUAAUAAGAGGUGCAGUGAAUCAUAGGAAACGAUCAGGAGCCCAUUGACGUUGCCACUGAUAGUUGUGUCAGUCUGAGUGUGUGUGGGGAGUUAACAUGAUCUCAUAUUGUUUCCUGUUUCUCGCAACACUUCUCUGAAAAUACCAGAGAACUGACAUCUCUGACCCACAUGCACACACACACACACACAUCCACACACAUACUGCAUACACAGGCUUCCUUUAGAACUUUAUCUGACUCAACUUACGAGUCAAUCUAAAGAUGGCUUGAAGUGAGAAAGCCUCAUCCUCCAGAAUUUAGCAGUGUCCUCACAUGGUGAUGACAAUUUUUUUUUUUUUAAUGACUGAAACUAACAUUGCUCUAAAGUUGGUUGCUUAACUUCCUGACGUUCUGCUCUACCAACAUGAACUUUGUUUUGGUGUUCCCACUGAUACUCAUCUUCCUAUUCAUCGGACAGAGUUACACUGAGGUUAAAACCCAAAAUUCAGAUUCAUGUUUUAAACUAUGCCCAGCCGGAUAUCAUAAAGUUGGUCCAUGCGAAGGGAAAGCUGAAGGGUACAGAUGUGAAAAGUGUGGUGAUGGCACAUACACAGCAAUAGAAAACUCCGUAGGCGAAUGUAGGCUUUGUGAGAGUUGUGGAUAUCAUCAGUUUGAAGCUAAUCCAUGCACCUUUACUAGUGAUAGGCUGUGCAAGGAUUGCAAUUGUAAACGAUGCAAAGGACCCAACAACAACAGGGAGUGCAAGUCCUGCCAAAGCGAGAAGUGUUUGCAUCUCCCAGAAUGCAAGAGGAUAUGUAAAACAUUUCCUAUAAUUGCAAAUCAAUCUUCAACUACAACUGCAACCACAACAGCAUCUACAACUUCACUUUCAAAUGACGUUCCAAAUCCUGGUGUGAACCGAGUUCCACCGAAUCCCUUGAAGGAAUUUCAGUGGCUUUUGCUCACUGGGGUUUUGGUGCCGUUUCUGGGCUUACUGUGGUUCGUGCUUUUCAUUAAGAAUCCAUUCAAAUGUCUCUGCUGGAGAGUGAAAAAUGACCUGGUGCCCCCUGUCGAAGAUGCCAUAUUGAACGAACAAGGGAGUCAUCAAGAUAGCAGCCCGCACACACUGACAUUACACAUAUCUGAGGAAACUCCCAUGAUGACUCUCAGUCAGAGUGCAGCCACACCAGAACAUCCAGCCCACAUCAGGCCUCUCCUACCAGACGGUGAACACAAAGUUAUCAAACAAAUCGAGCAAACUGAGCACUGGCCGGCCAUCGUCCUCUAUGCCAUCAUCAAGGAGGUGCCCCUGCGUAGGUGGAAAGAGUUCUUGCGUCUGCUCUCGGUGGUGGAUCAGCAGAUUGAGCGGGUGGAGCUGGAGGCUGGUUUGGGUAUGGGCUCCAUGGAGAAGCAGUACCAGAUGCUGAGGCUGUGGAGUCAGCGCUCCUCUGGCUGCCUGAAUGAUGUCUUCUCGGCCCUGCACUACAUGGAUUUAUCUGGCUGUGCCCAGCUACUGCAGGAAAACCUGGACAAGCUGCAGUGGAAACCUUAA